Puccinia triticina is the source of this 444-nucleotide messenger RNA. RefSeq lists its product as uncharacterized. Bases 1 to 444 code for a protein of 147 amino acids. The transcript is spliced from 2 exons. The record is from RefSeq and is a predicted model, not a curated record. Lineage: Eukaryota; Fungi; Basidiomycota; Pucciniomycetes; Pucciniales; Pucciniaceae.
AUGGAAAACUUGCUCCAAAAGACUCUCAAUGCCAACACUUGGAUCUUGGUUGCUGAUCAGAGUGGAAACAUGUACGUCGGCAUCAAGCAAACUGGUGAAUUUCAGCACAGUAGCUUACUCACUGGCAGUCAUGUCAUCGCUGCAGGCUUGUUGAAAUUUGAUCAGGAGCAAUUGACUUCGUUGAGUCCUCUCAGCAGACAUUAUUGCGCCGGCUCUGAUCAGUUCACAACAUUUGUCAAGAUCUUAGAGCAUGAGUGGGGAUGCAACAUGUUGAGGGUCUCGAUUUCGAAAGCCUUAUUUUUGAUCGGAGCCAUGGAAAAAUAUGCGCACUUCAGCAAGAAGAAGGCGGAGAUCAAGGCAAUGAUGAAGAAGCUGUCAACAAUCAAGAUCUGGAAGCGCUGGCGGCGGAGAAGGAAAAGAAUGAAGACCGGCCGGCUCAAGUAG